Phycodurus eques (leafy seadragon) is the source of this 2559-nucleotide messenger RNA. Its product is annotated as mpv17-like protein. NCBI's taxonomy places the organism in Eukaryota, Metazoa, Chordata, Actinopteri, Syngnathiformes, Syngnathidae. The coding region runs from base 194 to 820 and encodes 208 amino acids. The transcript is spliced from 4 exons. Gene Ontology annotation, cellular component: membrane; cytoplasm. The record is from RefSeq and is a predicted model, not a curated record.
CAACCUCUCUGGGGGUGUCAAUAAAACAAAUAAAUUUAAAAAACGAGCUUUAUCUUUCUUGCAAAUGGUUCAUUGUGCGCAGACUCCGAGGCGAUCUUGGCUGAUGACGUCACGCUCGUCCAGGAGGAUGCGCGAGAAACUUCAGUGCGUGACAUGUUCCCCAUUCGCGUGCUGAGCGCACCACCUCCUCGGCAUGCGGAGGCUGGUGCUGCGGGAGGCCGCCAAGCGCUUCCCCUGGCUGGCCAACGUGACGCUCUACGGCGGCCUGUUCGCCGGAGGUGACCUGGCGCACCAGCUCCUGGCGCACAAGGAGCGACUGGACUGGACUCACACGCGCAACGUGGCCGUGGUGGCGGUCACCUUCCACGGCAACUUGAACUACUUCUGGAUGAGGGCGCUGGAGCGACGUUUUCCGGGCAAGUCGGCCGGGAUGCUCUUCCGAAAGCUGCUGCUGGACCAGAGCUUCGCCUCCCCGCUGGCCACCAGUGUCUUCUACACGGGGGUGAGCUUCCUGGAGGGAAAGGAGGACGUCCUUGAAGACUGGCGGGAGAAGUUUUUCAACACGUGGAAGACUGGACUCAUGUACUGGCCUUUCAUGCAGUUCCUGAACUUCGCCCUGCUGCCUCUGCACAUGCGCACCGCCUUCAUGGGCUGCUGCGCCUUCCUGUGGGCAACCUUCCUCUGCUUCUCCCGUCAGGACGGCGACGGCACAGCCGGCGUGGCGCUCGCCUUCAUCGUGGACCCCCGCAAGACACUGGAGGAGAUGCGCCAGGCCCGCCUGGACAGGAAGCAGGACCGCGGGACCCCCGAGGACAACUAGUCACGUGCUGCUGUUGAGUACCGAGAAGACCACCUGGCAACCGGGAGCACCUGUUGUGUCCAAGCCCUUGGCCGUAUACAGUGGGUCCAUAUGUAUGUGUACAUGCCAAUGCAACAGGUGGCGCUGUAGCCCCAGAACCAUAAAGCUCAACCAAUCAGAAGCAAUUGCAGAUCAGCCCUGUCGCUGCGGCUAAGAUGCUAAAGGCUAUGCAUUUAUCGUGUACUUUUGUGCCUUUAAGUGUUAUGUGUUUCACCUCUAGUACUAUAUUUAUUUCUCUAUGACGUAUCAAACCCAAAACAUGAAUAUAAUUGUAACAUUUGAAGAGGCACAUGAACAUUUAGAGCUCGGCGGUGCUGCUAUAACGUUUUUAAAAUGGAUAGAUGGGCCAGUUCAUUGACUGAUGAGGUAAAAAAUAUAUAUUUUUUACAAUGAAUAAAAUCAUAUUUAAUUGAACAAUUAUUGAAUAAAAUCUUAAAAUUAUUCAUUAGUCCUAUUUGUUAACUUAUCAUUUCAUUUAAAUUAAACGAUCAAAUACAAUAAUUAAAAAUGUUAAAUGUCUGUAAAAUUAUUUUUACAAAUAUUUUAUUUUAGUAUUUCAAAUACAUUAAAUAACCAGUUAUUUAAGAAAAUGUAUUAACUAGUGUUGUAUAUGUAAAAUUGUUUAUUUUAUUCACAUUUUUAUUUGAUCAUUUACUGUGUAUUAAUUAAACAAUUAUUUACUGUGAUAAAUGAAUAUGAAAUGAAUGAAAAGUGAAUAUAAUUUAAUCAGUUUUGUUUUUGUAAAAACAUGCAUUUUGUCUUUUUAAUAAUUUUUAAAAUUAAUUCCUUUGAUUAAAUAAUUAGUUAAUCACUUUCUUUUAAAUCAUACAAUGAUGAAAAUCUACAUACGUUCAAGAUAUUUUCUGUAAUAAAUAAUUGGUUAAUUAUAAAUAAUCCGAUUAUUAAUUAGAAUAAUUCAGGAUUUGUCAUUUAUUUUUCCUGUACAUAUUUUGGAGACACAUUUCAACAAUUUUUGUGAAUGACCUUGACCUUGAACGUGAGAACCUUGACCUCAAACGUUUGCCCAGCCAUGUUACGCCGUCCAAGGGAAGUAGGACAGCAGUAGUGACAGUGCUUUGGCAUUGUUUAUCCAAUACUUUGACUUUUAGUCUUCUCGGAAUAUGCAGCCCACACACUCCUGAAACUAAAUUGAAGGGCUCCAUUAUUUUACUUUGCCGCCAUUUCGUGCCUUCUCAUGUCGACACAUCUCGGUGUUUGCGUUGAAUAUAAUCCACUUUGGGUUUUCUACCUCGAAUGACUAACGCGGACGUCGCCGUCUAGGCGUCGAGACAAGACAGGUAUGUAGCUUGUGUUUUGGCAACAAAAUAAAAGGGUUUUCCUCACAAUGGAUGCCCAAAAGAGCCUCGCUAAGGGAUCUGGAAUUCUCAUUUUGAAGCUAUUAAAAUGACAAUGCUGUGUUAAUUCAUCACACAUACUGUACAUCCUGUCCUAACAUACUUUGAAAUCUACAAAGGUUGAAUGAAGGCAACAGGACUGUUUUUGUUGCCAUCAGCCAAGGUACCUUAUGUACUGUGCUGGAGCUCCCUACACAGUUCCUAUGUCCGUUUUAUUAUUAUUAUUAUUAUUAUUAAUACAGUAAGUGGAAUGAGUGUGUCAAGAAUGUCAAGUCUUUCUUAUGAUUAUGGGAAGAACUAUCCAUAUAAUGUUUUCUUGUCAAGAAAAAAUAAAAUAAAACACAG